Procambarus clarkii (red swamp crayfish) is the source of this 2288-nucleotide messenger RNA. RefSeq names its product corticotropin-releasing factor receptor 1. Gene Ontology annotation, biological process: cell surface receptor signaling pathway; adenylate cyclase-modulating G protein-coupled receptor signaling pathway. The record is from RefSeq and is a predicted model, not a curated record. Lineage: Eukaryota; Metazoa; Arthropoda; Malacostraca; Decapoda; Cambaridae. Gene Ontology annotation, cellular component: plasma membrane. Gene Ontology annotation, molecular function: G protein-coupled peptide receptor activity.
AUGGCGAGCCCAGCACCGUCCCUGACCUUCCCUGACGGGAGCCUCGCUGCUACUGUCACUAAAAGCAGCAUCACGGAUGAUCAGUUCCUGAGUCUUCCGCUAGAGGGACAGAAAUGCCUCGAGGAUUUUUGGAACAGCAGCUUACCUCUUGACGGAGUGUACUGUAACGCCACCUGGGACUCCCUGUACUGCUGGCCGGCCACCCUGGCUGGGAGGACGGUCAACCAGUCCUGUGCCACAGUGUUCAGCGACGUGCCGGACCUCCUACACUAUCCCGAUGCGUUGGCGUACCGUGAGUGUGACGGGUCGGGGUCCUGGUUGUGGGGCAACUGGACCAACUACUCCCAGUGUCUCAGCGUCAUCGAGCAACAGCAGCCCAGAUCGUCCAGGCUGGUGGAGGCUGUGAGGUACAUCACCUUCAUUGGCGCCAUCUUCUCCCUCUUCACCCUCUUCCUCACUGCCUUCAUCUUCACCUACUUCAGGACGCUGGAGUGCGACCGGCUGCGGGUCCACAGGAACCUGGUGGGGUCUCUCAUCGUGAACUUCCUGGUGAUGCUGGUGCUGAUUGAACCCUUCAUCUUCCACCGCCUCACCAAUACCUACCGUGACGUGGACUGGUUGUGCAAAACCCUUUUGGCACUCAGGAUGUACGCCCAGAUGGCCUCCAUCAACUGGAUGUUCGUGGAGGGUCUCUUCUUGCACUCCAGACUCACCUCCAAUGUCUUCGACUCCGGCGCUCCCUUCACCAUCUACUACACUAUAGGCUGGGGCGCGCCCCUUGUGUUCAUCCUGGCAUGGUCGAUCACCAUGUCCCUCCACUACCAUGUUCACUGUUGGCAAGGUUAUGGUGGACUCUUAUAUGCUUGGAUCCUCGUGGCUCCCAUGGUCACUGCCCUCAUGAUAAACUUGGUGUUCCUGGCGAACAUCAUCAGGAUCCUGGUGACCAAGUUAAGAGCCAGUGACGCAGUUGAAACCACCCAAGUCAGGAAAGCCAUCCGGGCGGCAGCGGUGUUAUUCCCGCUCCUGGGCAUCACCAACCUCAUCUUUGCUGUCAACCCUGGCGACAAGGGCGACCUGGAGGACGCUUACAUGCUCACUAAUGCCCUCCUCCAGUCCUCUCAGGGCGUGUUCGUGUCGGUGCUGUACUGCUUCAUCAACAGCGAGGUGCAGGACCUGCUACGGAAGCGUUGGCGCCAGUACCGCACCAGACGCCUGGGCUACCCGGCUCUCCACCACCACCGCCGCAAGAAUACCAGAACCACCAGCGUCCUCGACACCUCCAUCUACGUCAGAGCCAGCCCGCAGCCUAGCCCACGCCAGCCUGGCUCCCAGUCCCUCGGCAGAAACCACACCCUCAGAAACAUCCAGCGACACCCUGGCUCCUACACCCUCAACACCCAAGGCAAUAACGGCAGCCACGACAACCAGGCUCUAGAUACACACUCCUUCAGCAUCCCCGCCCUCGACAACCACGCUCACGAUAAUCGCGCCUUCCAUACUUCGGCGGUGUAGUUGGGGUCUUCCGUCCUCACCCUCGAGAUAUCUCUGUUGUAUUAGUACCGUCAACACCGUCCCUCUUCAUCAGGAUCGAGAGACAUUUAGUGUGUAGCUAACGCUCUCAACCGCUAUAGUAAUUAUAGAACGUGUGUAGCAUAGCAACUAUAUAACUAUGGCUAGGAGACGUGUGCCGGUUAAUUAUGAUGUUGAUAAUUCUACAACUUAACCAAACCCAACUAGGCAGAUAGGUAGGUGGUGAAAUCCGAACUCCGUUUCGGGAUGGAGUUCAUAUGCGAACUCCGUGGGGGAUAGAGUUCAAAUGCGAACUCCGUUUUGGGAUGGAGUUCAAACCCAAACUCCGUUGGGGGACGGAGUUCCAAUAUGUACCCAUAGAGGUUGUCUUCUUCCCCUGGGUAAUGCCGACCUGGUCUUCACACCGCAGACAGCAGACAUCUGUGGUGUGGAGUGGUCUCCUCCUCUUAUGUUCAACUAGAGCUUCACAGACCACGGACAGGAGACAUGUGUGGUGUCUGUUAAAGCUCUUGUUAAUUUUCCAAUUAUGAUUUAUACAAUAGACUUUUGGCAGUAACUGUUCUAUUGUGGAAACUUUAAAUAAAGUUCCGUUGAGCAAAGCUAGCGUAGUAUCUAGAGAGACUGAAAAAAUAUGCCACAAGCAUGACAAAAAAUGUUGUCAAAUAGAUGUUAAAAUCUUGGUUUUCUUACAUUUGUAAAGUUGAGACUGAUGACAGUCUCAUCAUCCAUAAUGAUGGAAUACAACGGAAUACACAUUA